Messenger RNA from Paramacrobiotus metropolitanus, 2360 nucleotides. Its product is annotated as ATP-dependent RNA helicase DbpA-like. Lineage: Eukaryota; Metazoa; Tardigrada; Eutardigrada; Parachela; Macrobiotidae. The record is from RefSeq and is a predicted model, not a curated record. Gene Ontology annotation, molecular function: ATP binding; nucleic acid binding. The transcript is spliced from 7 exons. Bases 178 to 2121 code for a protein of 647 amino acids.
GCUUGGCUUUUCACGUUUGACGUCGUUAAUCGAUUACGAAUUCCGCAAGAGUCAAGAGUUCUGUGUUCGAUUUGUACGAUUAUUCCCAGAUCAGUAAUGUGCAUUUUUUUGCGCUGAUAACUGCGAUUGUACUACGACCCGUUGACUAGCGAGCUAACCGCUGCAGACCGCGAAACAAUGGCCACGCACCGUCGUCUGCGCAUCCAGCUGAAUCAGCCCAGUGCACCGCCCGUGGUCGAACGCACCGAACCCCCCAUUUCCCCUCCCUGCACCCCGCUGUCUCCCGUCUCCGCAACCAACUUUCCUCCUACCACCAUCCACCCCUCGGACAGCUUCUCCUCUUCCGGCUUCAAGGAACCCGAUUCUGCCGAUCUUAGCACGACAUCGAAAUCGCUCAGUUCGCGUCUGGACGAUCUGUCGAUCAACUAUGCCGAACUGGAAAGUCUGCCGAAACCCGAGGCCCUUCCACGGCAGCCGGGGCAGUUUUUCGGGCAUGCUGCCCUGCCCGUCCGCGGGGCGAUGGUGACGUUGAAGGGGGAGUAUUUUCAUCUGGGCACGGUGGAAAAACCGCUGCCGGCCGAUAAGGAUUUGUUGCGGAUGCGUCAAGCGUGGCUGGUCAAAGCACGCGAUCUGGAUCGGCGGGCCAAUGCGCGGAGGAAGAGAAUGGGGCUGGCACCGUCCAUGUUCUCCGCUGAAAACAAGCGUGAACCAGAGCAUUUUAUCCCCAAACAGAAUUUCUCCGCGGAAGAGGAAGUGUUUGCUGACAUUGGCGGCCCGACGACCGGCGAAUACAUUGACGAUUAUCUGGAGCAACCCGUUUUAACGAAUUAUCUGGGCAAUCAGGAUAAUACUCCACAGAUCCAUCCGAUCCAAACGACACUGGCUGGUUUGCCGGAUCCUCUCCCGCGCAAUGCGGCCAGGAUCGGAAUCAGCGAACUUCUUCCCAUUCAGCGAGCGGUUAUUCCCAUCAUUCAUGAGGGCUAUGAUGUUAUUGGCGUGUCGCCCACCGGAACCGGGAAAACGGCCAGCUUCUUGAUACCAAUUAUCUGGAGAAUCCUUAUGGAAUACCGGUCUGGUCCAAGUGCCGUCGUUCUGAAGCCGCGCGCCCUUAUCAUGUGUCCUACACGUGAGUUGGCGGAUCAGAUUUGCAAGAUGGCCGUGCAGCUGUGUUACGGAACAAAGAUAUCCUCGAUGGUCAUCUAUGGAGCAAUAGAUACCGAGUAUCUGGGACGAAAGCUCUCCGAAGGCUUCGAUAUCAUUGUUGGCACUCCGGGCCGGCUUUUGGAAGCGAUAAAUAACAAAAAGAUUAGCUUUGCCCAAGUCCGUUACGUCGUGGUGGAUGAAGUGGACCGGAUGCUAUUAAAUCGUGCUUUUCCCGAGGUGGUGGCCAUAUUGGAAAGCCCGGCAUUUGUCCCGCCGAAUCGUCGCCAGACCAUGUUUUUUUCGGCCACUCUGGCCGAGCACAAAGUGAACAUUCUGCGACACCAUCAGGCUAAUCCAUUUUCCGUCCGCAUCGGGGAGCCGGGUCCUCUGGGCACUAUCGCACAAAGCUUUGAACGAUUGAAAGGAUUCAAUGAGAAGGAAAAUAAUCUGCACCGAAUUCUGGAUGAAGUUGGAGAGACUGCUAAAGUCAUCGUGUUCGUGCGGACCAAAGACAACGCGAACAUGCUAGCCGCAUCUUUGAGCGGACGGCGCGCUGCAACUAUCCACGCUGGUUUCACUCAGAAAGACCGCGUGGAGGAGAUGGAAAAAUUUCGCAACGGGGAUAACAACGUUCUUGUCACUACGGAUUUAGCUUCACGAGGCCUGGACAUUGCCGGUGUGGAUGUGGUGAUCAACUUCAGUCUGCCGAGUACCGUGGAAGACUACAUCCACCGGAUUGGCCGAAGUGGUCGCAAAGGUCACCCUGGCCGAGCCAUCAGCUUCUACGAUCCGCUGCGCCGCGCUGACCAGUAUCUGAUUGGACCGCUGAUCACGGCAUUGAAGGGCAGUUGUAUACCGGUUGAUCGCUGGUUGGAGGAGGAGGCGGACAAAGGAAUAGCUGGAUUCCAGGUUAACGAAAACGCGUCCGAUGCGAACGAUCUGGCGGACAUGAAUAUGUUUUUAAAUCCGAUUAUUUGAUUGGCAAAUCUGGCGUUUUCUUAUUCUUUUAACGACUUUUGGCAGUACAGGAUUACUUAACAUGUUUCUAAAACGCUUUUAAAUUCUUUGCAGUUCUUUUACAGGUUUUACAUGUUAUUAAUGCGAUUUAAACGAAAUUUCGCUUAGUGUAUCUGUAAGUACAGUAUUUACAAGCACAUGGUGCUGUAUUGCCUUGAGUUUACUGCGUACUUCAUUUUUAUUAAAAUUCAAUUAGGGUA